UCUCGCUGCGUUAGUUGCUCUCGGAUCGCCGCAGGGAGAGGUUGCGCCGUGUCGCUAUUAACUUUGUCCUCACGUGUUCCAAACUCGAUCGAAUAACUAAUAUGUUUAGUUUUUUAAAUCGACUAUUUUAUAAAAGAUUAAAGUGUAGCAUUGUGCGUGAUCUUCGUGGCAGUUGUAUGUAGGCUGCUGAAAGGACGACGAUGUGUUAAAACAUGACAAGGAUUUUGUGGAGUGAAAGCGGUCAGUGAACGAACACAAUGUUUCCGGCGGUGGCGGCGUUACUGCUGCUGCUAGGGUGGUCGGGGUCGGAGAGCGCGCGGCCGGCGCCCGUGGACGUGCCGCGCUGCUGCCCCGCGCAGCACGCGCUCCCCGUUGAGCUGCUGCGCGCCGCGGCGCUGGCCGCAGCCGCCGUGCCUGCGGCCUGCGCGCCGCAAGCCGAUCCGCCGGCCUGGGCGCCGCUCGUGUACGCGCCGGCGCGCAGCAUCUUCCUGGAGCGUGGCCGAUUGCCUGCGCACUGGCGCGUCGCCGAUGCCGCCGUUCCGGCUUGUCCAGAACUUCGUGUGGUAUUCGAGCAUGCAGCUUCAUAUGCGUUGCUGGCGAACAACGGAUCAUUAUUAUUGCGUGGAGCGACGGCCGCCCUGCCGCCGUCGCGCUACUGCGCCGAUACGGGGGCCGCUCUGAUUUGUUCUGAAGAUAUGGGCGGCCGCGGGCUCUCCAAGUGCUGCGCCGAGGGCCGCGCGUUUGACGGGUCGCGAUGCGUAGAAGACACCGUGCGCGCUGCCGAUGCAUUGAGGGAGCUGCAAGAGCUGGCCAACGGCAGCACGGUGAGCGCCGGGUGGCCGUCGUGUGCGGAAGGUUCGCGCUAUUCGGUGGCGGGCCCGUUGAGCGCGGCGCGGCUGCUGGAGGACGGCGCUCUGGAGCUGGCUGCGGGCGGCGCGAGGCUGGCGGCGGGCGCCUGGUGCGGCGAAGCUGUGGCAGGCGAGAGCGGAGCAAGAGUUUUGGCGUGUGAGGCGGCAGCGCGCGCGGUGCGGCCGGCGCUUAGCACGCGCCACGCACUGUACGGCGCGGGGCUGGCGGUGGGAGCCGCUUUCCUGGCAGCUACUCUGGCGGCGGGCUUCGCGCUGCCGGCCGCACAUCACGCGUUGCACUGGCGCUGCCAGACCUAUUACGUGGCAGCGCUGAUGCUAGGCGAUGUGCUGCUGGCCGCAACGCAGUUGGCUGGCGACUCUGUGCCUCCCACGCUUUGCCGCACGCUUGCCGUGUGUAUGCACUUCCUGUUUCUGUCGGCUUUCUUCUGGCUCAACACGAUGUGCUUUAACAUUUGGUGGACUUUCCGGGACUUCCGGCCGACGUCGCUGGAGCGCGGGCAGGAGGCGUGCCGGCUGCGCGUGUACAUGGUGUACGCGUGGGGCGGGCCGCUGCUGCUGGCGGGCGCGGCGGCGCUACUGGAUCGGCUGCCAGCCGGCGCCGCGCCCGCGCUGCUGCGCCCGCGUUUCGCCGUGCAGCGCUGCUGGUUCUACGGCGACAUGGAAAUCCUCGUCUACUUCUUCGGGCCCGUAGCCGUGCUGUUGCUUGUCAACCUCGCCCUCUUCGUAUCCACCACGCGCCAGCUUACCUGCGGCCUUUGGCGCCGCGAUGAAGUCAAGUCGACAUCCGAAAGGGCGGCGUUAGGACGCGUGUGCGCGAAGUUGGUGGUGGUGAUGGGCGUGACGUGGGGCGCGGACGUGGUGUCAUGGGCGGCCGGCGGGCCCGAGUAUGUGUGGUACGCGACGGACCUGCUGAACGCGCUGCAGGGCGUGUUCAUCUUCCUGGUGGUGGGCUGCCAGCCGCACGCGUGGGCGGCGCUGAAGCGAGCGGCGGCCGCGUGGUGCGCGCGCGCGCCGCACGCCGCCGCGCACUCGUCCUCGCACCUGCCGUCCUGCGGCGAGUCGCUCACGCACACCACGGCGGCGCCCGCUCCCCCCGCGCCCGCCGCACCCGCCCCGCCGGCGCCCGCCGCGCGUCUUCCCAUGGAGACCGUCUGCUGAUGGCUCCGCGAGACCAGUAUUAUCCUACGAGAUUACGUAGACGAUUACUUUUGUAUGACUGUCCGAAACGAGGCUCUGUAUAUACGUAUUUUUAGUUAGGUAUACACGUGUUUGUAUAUGUAUAUGUAUGAAUGAGUUAAUUUAUAUUGUGAAAUUGACGAUACGUCGCACGUGAACGUCUUGCCGUUCGAUUGGCUGUUGAAUAAAUAUUUGUGAGAUUCGUAA
Messenger RNA from Zerene cesonia (dogface butterfly), 2252 nucleotides. It is a transcript of the gene mthl1, whose product is annotated as probable G-protein coupled receptor Mth-like 1. Gene Ontology annotation, cellular component: membrane. Gene Ontology annotation, biological process: cell surface receptor signaling pathway; G protein-coupled receptor signaling pathway. The transcript is spliced from 4 exons. Gene Ontology annotation, molecular function: G protein-coupled receptor activity. Bases 258 to 2027 code for a protein of 589 amino acids. NCBI's taxonomy places the organism in Eukaryota, Metazoa, Arthropoda, Insecta, Lepidoptera, Pieridae. The record is from RefSeq and is a predicted model, not a curated record.